GAGUAGUUGGUUGAUUCCAAACAAAAAUAAAACAAGAGAAGUAUAAUAUACGACAAUUAGAUUAUGGCUUUAUUUAUCUUUUUGAAUUAUAAAAAUUAAAAAAAAUAAUAAAUCAAUAUCAAAGUAUUAAAAGAAAUUCAAAGCAACCGAAAAGCUAAAGUUAGUACUUCAAAAUUCUGAAAUGUUGAGUUCACUGGUAAGGCGAGGGAAGAUGUACUAAAACGAAUCCAUGUCGUCGCCUCUACGGCUGUAACUUGUCUUCAAAGCUAAAACGCAACCCUUUUUUUUUUAUUUAUUGUUCCAAACGACACAGAAUAACAAGCAAACCGAAACAACAGUUUACAGCUUUCUGGGUGUCGAGCGAAACAUCCUUUGCAAUCCUAAAAACUUGGCUGUCGGAGACCCGGAGUGUCACACUUUCAGGAGAGAUGUCAUGCUUAAAGCAUCUCUGGGAAGAUGUCGCAACUCAACUUUCGGUGCUGCAAAUGCCUAGCUUUUUAUCUUUCGCAGAAACUUUAAGUUAUACAGCCUGCAGACAGUUAUCUCAGAUGUUCUUGGCAAUAACUUUCUUUCAUAGUUCAGAAUAUAUCCUGGCAAUUGCCAUUCAUGGGAGAUCAAAUGUUACUCUCAAAUCAUUUCUCAUCAGCAAAAAUUAUCUUUUCGCUAUGAUCCUUUCAUUGCUGGAGUACUUCCUUGAAAUUGUUCUAUUUCCUGGGUUGAAGGAACACUGGUGGAUAAGUGACACAGGUCUUGCAAUGGUGGUAAUAGGGGAGAUUAUACGAAAGUUGGCAAUUAUAACUGCUGGUCAAGCCUUCACACAUGUUAUCAAGGUUUACCACGAGGAGCAUCAUCAACUAAUUACUCACGGAGUCUAUAGAUUUGUCCGUCAUCCAGGGUACUCUGGUUUCCUCAUUUGGUCAGUUGGCAUUCAGAUAAUGCUCUGCAAUCCCAUAUCCACAAUCGCUUUUGCAAUUGUUGUUUGGCAAUUCUUUGCAGAAAGAAUACCUUAUGAAGAGUAUUUCUUAAAGCAGUUUUUUGGGUCAGACUAUGAGGAUUAUGCACUUCGGGUCCCUUCUGGGGUGCCAUUUGUAAAAUGAAGAUUUAUGAAUUCCGUUGGUAGGGCUGGAUUUGUCUUUCCAUUAGCUUUUUGAGUAGGGAUUCGUUCCGACUUUUGAGAUUGAAACGAUUAGCAGUAACUGGAGCAAGAUUUUCCUAAUAUUGCUACCUCUUAAUUUCCUUGUAGUUGUAGACUUUUAAGGUGGGUCGGAUGAUGGCCUUUAAUCAUGGUGGGAGAAUCUUCUUGGGGAUGGGCGGGAAUUGGCCCUUAAAUACGUGCUGGAUUCACCUGGGCGUUAUAUUCAGGCUCUUCAAGAGUACUGAUCUUGAAAUCUGAAAUAGUAUUCUCUGUGCUUUUAACUUAAUUGGUACGACAGUGAAAAACCAUACCUUUGGUUUUCAAAAAUAUGAACACAGGCGUCCUAUUCUUGUCACCAGACGAGAAAGUGUCAUUCUUAUGGUGAUGCUGUUUGUGAUGUAACAUUGCUGGAUUAGAAUUUUUCAUUCUGCUACUGAUGCUGUAAUAAGCCUGUAAUUCUGCCAGAUUAGAGUUUUUCAUUUUGUGAUACUGUAGCGUCUGUGGAUCACACAAUAAAGAAAGCCGUUGAUGGCCUUACUGUUUUUCACAAGGGAAAUACAUUCAAGCUCAUCUCUUUACAUUGGGAGGGAGUUACCAAAUGCCAUCGCCAGGAGAGAGACAGCUCAAAUGGAUAAGAAUCGCAGAAGUAGUUGCUGUUGCAACCAUGGAGAUUCGCUUGUGUUUUAAACAAAAUGAACAUACUAUUUUCUUGCUUCUCAACCAGAGUUCAAACUUAGCGCAGAAAAUUAGUUAACUCAUCUCUGAAAAUUGACAUGGACCAAACUGAGCACAUCAAAGAAGUUGACUUAUUUCUCAACACCGGAACAGGAUUGCAUGUAUUGACUAUUUUCCUCAGGAGACAUGAAAAAUUCACACCGCUAUAAAUCUUUGAAAACA
This is a messenger RNA of Theobroma umbraticum, 2032 nucleotides long. Its product is annotated as protein-S-isoprenylcysteine O-methyltransferase B-like. The record is from RefSeq and is a predicted model, not a curated record. Gene Ontology annotation, cellular component: membrane; endoplasmic reticulum. NCBI's taxonomy places the organism in Eukaryota, Viridiplantae, Streptophyta, Magnoliopsida, Malvales, Malvaceae. Gene Ontology annotation, biological process: C-terminal protein methylation. Gene Ontology annotation, molecular function: protein C-terminal S-isoprenylcysteine carboxyl O-methyltransferase activity.